AUGUUUACUAGUGAUGUUUCCGAUCCUUACGAAAUCUUAAAACGCUCGAUUCUUAAACGAGGAGACCUAACCGAUCGACAAAGGUUAGAUCAACUCUUCAACAAUAUCGACCUGCAACACGGUUCUGCGACGGACAUGUUGCAACGGAUGAGAGAGGUUAUAGGCCCAAGAACUUUCGACGAAGGUCUAUUCAAACAACUCUUCUUGUCAAAACUUCCCCAACAGGUGCAAGCAGUUCUGGUCUCGUUCCAGAACAACGCCUUAGACGAACUAGCUGUAUCUGCCGACCGCAUUCUAGAAAUUACGAAACCUUCUACUACCGAGGUAUUUUCAGUCAAAGAAAAGCCUCACACGACUCAGAAUGACAUAACCGACUUAUGUCACACACUCACGCGUUAUCUUAGUCUUCGUACCGACCGUAAGAGAUCGCGCACACCACGUAGAAGCAUUUCUCGUAAGCGAUCUGUCUCUAGACCACGAGAGACAGAUAACCCCGACUGGUGCUGGUAUCAUAACCAGUAUGGAAAGUUUUCCAGAAAUUGCAGAAAACCCUGCAAUUUUCCCAACACGAAACCGACUGAUUCGAAAAACAAUUCGGGAAACUUCCAAGCCGGCACGCGUUAA
Molecule: messenger RNA, 624 nt
Organism: Schistosoma mattheei
Lineage: Eukaryota; Metazoa; Platyhelminthes; Trematoda; Strigeidida; Schistosomatidae
Source: the annotation of a GenBank genome assembly